CCAGUGGUGCGGCCAGUAGGGUAUUGAUCAACCCGAGAGUAAAUCCGAUGGUGAAGAGGUGUCUCUCAACGGUAUCAAAGAACCAGGCCCUGUUCACCUCGAAUACCCGUCUGCUAUCAUCGAAGGUUCACUUCUCAUCCUUUUCGAAUCUCAAAUAUUCCAAUGCUCCUCAAUUACCGAAGACCAUCCCUCCACCGAGAUCCUACUUUGGCAAUACGUUUAUUGGGAAAGUGUUGAAAGGUCUAUUCCUCGCAGUGAUGGUUGGUUCCACAACCAUUGCUGUUCUCAUUGGUGGCUUCUUUAUCUACGAUGCAACGACUUACACAACGGAACACUUCCCGGAGACGAUCAAGGUUUCGCAGUAUGCGCUUUCGCCAGAAAAGGGUGGUCCGGAUAACUUACCGAUCCUCAAGUACAGAUUGGACGACUAUGACUCCCCUGAAAAGGAGGAGCUCGUUUACAGACCGAAGUUGGUUGUUCUGGGUUCCGGUUGGGGUUCUGUUGGUGUGCUGAAAAGCCUUAAGUAUGGUGACUAUGAUGUUACCGUGAUCUCUCCAACAAACUAUUUCUUGUUCACUCCACUUCUACCAAGUGCUGCGACAGGAACGCUGGAGGUUAAAACUUUGAUUGAAUCCAUCAGAGCCAUUGUCAACCGUUUGAAUGGUCACUAUUUGGAAGCAUAUGCUGACAAGGUUGAAUUCUCCGAGAAGCUCAUCAGAGUCCAUCAAUUAGACAAAGUCACCGGUGAGAUGGUUGAGUUUUACGUCCCGUAUGAUAAGCUGGUUGUAGCCGUUGGCUCAAAUUCGAAUACACACGGUGUUGAAGGCCUCAACCACUGUCAUCAAUUGAAGACUGCUGAAGAUGCCAUUGCCAUAAAGAAGAAGAUAUCUACUAUUUUGGAAACGGCUUGUUUGCCAACAACAACUGAUGAAGAACGUAAGAAAAUGUUAAGUUUUGUCGUUUGCGGUGGUGGUCCAACGGGUGUUGAGUUCGCUGCUGAGGUGUUUGAUCUUUUGAACGAGGAUUUGCCAAAGGCAUAUCCAAAGCUUUUGAGACAGGAGUUGAGUGUUCAUGUGAUCCAAUCCAGAUCCAACAUCUUGAACACGUACGACGAAAGAAUCUCCGAGUAUGCCACACAACGUUUUAGAAAAGAUGACAUUGAUGUCUUGACAAACUCUAGAGUUGUCAAGAUUUUGCCAGAUGAGGUCAUUUUCAACCAGAAGAACGAAGAAACCGGUGAAGUUGAGUUGAAAAGUCUUCCGUUCGGUUUCUGUCUAUGGUCCACUGGUGUCGCUCAAAACCCAUUGGCUAAAACCAUUGUUGCAUCCCUUCCAAACUCUCAGAGAAACAAGAGGGCCAUCGAAACAGAUUCUCACUUGAGGGUUAUUGGUGCACCUCUGGGCGACGUCUAUGCCAUCGGUGACUGUUCGACAGUAAGAACUGAUAUGGCUGAACACACCGUGGAUUUGGUCAGAAAACACAUUAUUGAUAAGCACUUGAAAAACGUCCAGUCAACUGCAAUCAUCACAGAUGACGACAUCAAGACAAUGAAGCUGACGUACUCCGAGAUCUUUGAACUGGGCCAUGAACUCUCUAGAAGAUACCCACAGGCAUCUGAGGCGUUAAAUGUGUUGAAUGAGCUGGUUCCAGUCUACGACGUGAACAACACGGGUCAUCUUCAAUUUGAUCAAAUCUCCAAGCUGUUGAAGGAUAUCGACUCGAGGGUCACCUCGCUCCCGGCCACUGCUCAAAGAGCUGCUCAGCAAGGUAAGUAUCUGGGUAAGAAGCUGUCCAAAUUGGCUAGAUCCUCAUUGACGCUCAGUGCAAACGAAAUCCUCGACGGUGACAUUGAUGCUGCAGUCUCCAAACCUUUCUGUUACAAGCACCUGGGAUCUUUGGCGUACAUCGGUAACUCUGCUGUGUUUGACUUGCCAGGCUACUCCUUUGUUGGUGGUUUGAUCGCCAUGUACUUAUGGAGAGGUACUUAUUUCGCACAGUCCGUCAGUUUGAGAACAAGAGUUCUCUUGUUCCUGGACUGGCUCAAGAGAGGUCUCUUUGGUAGAGAUUUCUUACCUUACUAG
Messenger RNA from Williopsis jadinii, 2081 nucleotides. Its product is annotated as FAD/NAD(P)-binding domain-containing protein. Gene Ontology annotation, molecular function: NADH dehydrogenase activity. Lineage: Eukaryota; Fungi; Ascomycota; Saccharomycetes; Phaffomycetales; Wickerhamomycetaceae. The record is from RefSeq and is a predicted model, not a curated record. Bases 48 to 2081 code for a protein of 677 amino acids. The transcript has a single exon.